UGUUUGGAGUUUUCCUGAGUUUGGUGUCCCACUUGCUUUAUUCAUUGGUUCUUGCUCUUUGUUAUGUCUUGCCUCCAAUCUCUUGGUACUGUCUACCGACUCCCUUGGAUUUCUAAAUGGUACUUGCUUCAUGAAGAAUGAAUCUUUUUUAGAUUUUGUACGGACUUCAUUACGGAAAUGCCACGCGGAGAAUGUCAAUCAGUUGGUUGUGGCCGGCAGACGUGCUUGCCGCCUUCUUCUCGGACAACUCUCAUUAAAGCUGAUUGAGGAUAUCUUUCUUCGUUAUAUUGACCAACCUGAUGAUUUCAAGGGACCUGUUGACAAUGAAGAGUUCUUGUACCAAAGCCUGAAGCAUUUGAAAAAUGAAGGAGAAAUGGUGGAUAAAAUAGGAAGCAUGGAGGUUCUUGAGAGAAAACUUCGUGAUCUCAAUCGGCAAAAAUAUGAAGCGCAGGACAAGCUGAGAUCUUAUAAUCCAGAUAUGACAAAGAUCCUCUCGAUUCCUGAAGCUCAUCUCCACCAGCAAUUUGUUAUGGAUGCAAUUCGACGAAUAGAAAAGUUGAAAAAGGCAAAGCUGCUUGAAAAAGAGAUUUCACCUUCAAAGCCCCACAAUGUUGAGAUACCUAUCAUUGAGGUGAAGGACUCAGACUUGACAACUGAAGAAUCCGUAAAUUCUAAAAGAAAUAGGAAUCAAUCAGCUGAUGAUCAGAAAGAGGAAACUCGGCUACCCACCGGACCGCAUCUAAGCAUUAGCUACCUCAAAACCCAGAAGAAUUGGAACCUUCAAAAUGCGGAGGACAUUACAUCAAGGCCACAUGUGUUAGAGGUGUAAGUUGUCAAUGAAAAGCACAGAAGUGUUGCGGACUGGAUACAGACUUCAAUAGAUAUAGCAGCUUAUAUGGUAUUCAUAAAAGCAAUUCAUGCUGUCAGCAUCUUGGGCUUCGCCAAGCAGUUGUUACCAUCCUCUGAUGUGGUGAGGUCUAAGGUUUAAAAUUCUCUUUCUCCUUCCUUAAGACUUGUUGAAAUGUACAAAAAAUAAACAGGAUGUUGGUUCUAGGGUUUGCCAGUAGCUCUAGCAAUCGUGUGAUGUAAUACUCGUCUGAAGUCUGAAAAUGCCUAGUUUUGUGGUUACUAUGAAUAUGGUUUGCUAUACACAUUCUGUUACAAUAGCAAGCAAUUGCCAGUCUGUCGAAAGAUAACAUUAAUUAUUCUAUUAGGCCGUUGUCCAAAGAUGGCUUUGGUCCAGUCCCACGCAAAUGUUGGUAGUGCUGGCUCGCCUCAGUUAACAUUAAUUUCAUUUUUGUUAUCAUUAAUUGAAA
Theobroma cacao (cacao) is the source of this 1316-nucleotide messenger RNA. Lineage: Eukaryota; Viridiplantae; Streptophyta; Magnoliopsida; Malvales; Malvaceae. The record is from RefSeq and is a predicted model, not a curated record.